Perognathus longimembris pacificus (Pacific pocket mouse) is the source of this 3365-nucleotide messenger RNA. RefSeq names its product uronyl 2-sulfotransferase (gene Ust). The transcript has 8 exons. Gene Ontology annotation, molecular function: sulfotransferase activity. Bases 152 to 1393 code for a protein of 413 amino acids. The record is from RefSeq and is a predicted model, not a curated record. Gene Ontology annotation, cellular component: membrane. NCBI's taxonomy places the organism in Eukaryota, Metazoa, Chordata, Mammalia, Rodentia, Heteromyidae.
AAAGUCUCCUGAGCCGGGCCCCUUGGGCCCCUCCCCGCCCCCACCCGGCGGCCCCCCGGCCCAUGUGCAGCCGGCCGGCCGCGCUGUCCCGGCCGCGGAUGGGCGCCCUCUUCCUGGCCCGGGCCGGCUGCGCGAGGCGGCGGAGCAGGCGAUGAAGAAGAAGCUGCAGCCCCCCGGUGGCGGCGGCGGCGGCGGCGGGGGCGGCGCGGCCCCCCGACCCCAUGCGGCCCCCGCGGGGGGCGCCCCUCCGGGCCUGGGCGGCUGGAAGCGCCGGGUCCCGCCGCUGCCUUUCCUGCGCGUCUCCCUCCGGGACUACGCCUUCUGCAUGGCCACGCUGCUGCUCUUCUGCCUGGGCUCGCUCCUCUACCAGCUCGGCGGAGGAGCCCCGCACUUCCUGCUCGACCUACGCCAGUAUUUGGGGAAUUCCACUUACUUGGACGAUCAUGGGCCACCUCCUAGAAAGGUCCUCCCUUUCCCCAGCCAGGUGGUGUACAACCGGGUCGGCAAGUGUGGCAGUCGCACGGUGGUCUUGCUUCUGAGAAUCCUGUCAGAGAAGCACGGAUUUAAUCUGGUCACAUCCGACAUUCACAACAAAACCAGACUCACAAAAAACGAACAAAUGGAACUGAUUAAAAAUAUAAGCACUGCCGAACAGCCCUAUUUAUUCACUCGGCACGUUCAUUUCCUCAACUUCUCAAGGUUUGGAGGAGACCAGCCGGUCUACAUCAAUAUCAUCAGAGACCCUGUCAGCCGCUUCCUCUCUAACUACUUUUUCCGUCGCUUUGGAGACUGGAGAGGGGAACAGAAUCACAUGAUCCGGACCCCGAGCAUGAGGCAGGAAGAACGCUACCUGGACAUCAACGAGUGCAUUCUUGAAAACUACCCUGAGUGUUCCAACCCCAGGUUGUUCUACAUCAUCCCCUACUUCUGUGGACAGCACCCCCGAUGCAGGGAGCCUGGAGAGUGGGCCCUUGAGCGCGCCAAGCUGAACGCGAAUGAAAACUUCCUGCUCGUGGGGAUUCUGGAGGAGCUGGAGGAGGUGCUGCUGUUACUGGAGAGAUUUUUACCUCACUACUUCAAGGGUGUGCUCGGCAUCUACAAAGACCCAGAGCAUAGGAAACUUGGAAACAUGACUGUGACCGUGAAGAAGACUGUCCCCUCUCCCGAGGCUGUGCAGGUUCUCUACCAGAGAAUGAGGUACGAGUACGAGUUCUACCACUAUGUCAAAGAGCAGUUCCACCUACUGAAGCGCAAGUUUGGACUGAAGUCUCAAGCGAACAGGGCCCCUCCGAGACCACAGUUCUUCAUCCCCUCGCCCCUGGAGACCGAAGAGCCAAUCGAAGAUGAGGAGCAAGAUGACGAAAAGUGGCUAGAAGAUAUUUAUAAGAGGUGAUACCAGCCCCGUGUUGCCUCCAUGGCUUUAUCUCCCUUUUCCAGAAAAUUCUUUGGGGAAGAAAAAAGAAAAUCCUGAAGGGACUUAAAUUAAUGCUCGGUGCAUUAGAGAAGAGAAGACAUUCCCACAUGUUGGGGGUCAUUGGGAGAUGCCCGGUUUUGCGGGUUUCGUUGGUUUAACUGUAUUCUGUGUGUGUUUUCUUCUUCUUGAUUCCUUGAGGCUUUUCCAGAUACAAUAGAUGGGCCCAUCACAAAGCACCUGUUCAUAAAAUAGUCUUUCCUGGCCCCCAUCCACCCUCUCUGAUAAUACAAGAGAAAGAAAUCCAUCUCACAGCCCAAUAGUACACCAUUUGUAAAAUGACUUGUAAAACUAUUGCCUCCAUGGUAGAAGACAUCCACAUUUGUAUGUUUUAGUGCCCAGGGAAUCUGCUGUAGGAGGAUCUAAGAGAAGGGGGAAACAGAACAUUAAAGGGAGGAUGGCCUUGGCUACCCACCUGGGCAGAAUUCCUGUUCUGGUCCCUCUCAGGGGACCCUGACACUCCAAGUAGAAUACUUACCGGUGAAAGGACAAGUUGUCUAUGGCACUCACAUUUCCAACCAAUCAGAGCCUGGAGUAUCUUUCAAGGUCAGAGUGCUAGGGAAAUCCCAGUGAGAGGUCCCACUUUCAAACAAGGUUCUGAUGGCCUCCAAAAUAGCAUAGUGAAGCAAAGGAUUCAUUAGUUGUAAGGGGGACUAUGGGCAGAACUGAUCAAAUCUAGGGGACCCAUGCCAGCAGAGAAAGGGCCUAGUCUAUAUUCUUUGCAUCAGAAGCAUCUCCCGCCACAGUACUGCUUCAAGUGGAAGCCCCAGGAACUAAUCUAGCUCUUAUAGUGAUUGCUAUAGCAGUCAGUCAACCGUGACCACACGGAUAGCGCAUAACCUCUCAUGUCCACCCACGGUCAAGUUGGUCUGAACAGAUACUGGUGUCUUUCAUCUUCUAUGCCCCCUAAAAGUACAAGUUUUACUUUAAAAAGGGUCCUGAGUCCUGGGCAGAGGCAGCAGAGUUCAGUCUCUUUCUUCUGGAACCCAUUGCUCCUGAGAACUCUUACCCAGGACAUCAGGAUUGUGGGUAAAACGCUGCUUGCCCAGCUCUGUGAGCAGAUGGUAGCUCCCGUGUGGUCUGAAGAGAUGUUGGGCAGUUCCAUUACCUGAAGACAUCUCUGCCACUCCCUACCAGUUUCUCCCUAGCAAGGAUGCCUUCGUUCAGUCAUCAGAAAUAUGUUCCCUUAAAUUCUGAUAUGUCUUCACUUUUUAAAAAAAAAAAUCUUAAAAAUACACAUUCUCCUGGGUGGAUAAGAUAAUGUCCAGCCAUCUGAGAAGGCAGGGAAUAGUGGGGGCCGCAAAAAGGAUACAACAAAUGUGUCUGCUCUAACAGACUUCGGAGUAUUUGGUCAUUAAGAUUGACUUUACACAAGGUACACAUUUCCUACUUCUCAGAAACUAAUAAGUCUCUAGAUUUUUUUUUUUUUGCUUCUUUCACUAAAACUGGACAGUAGCCAAGAUACAGAGCAAGUUCUUUGGAACCUGCCAAGUGGGAGCUGAAGUUCCUUUAUCAUGAGAUGUAUUGAGGCUUCCACCCAUAAGCCUCUGCGGUAAAAGACCACCACAAAAUAGACCAGCACUGGGCUACUUGUAAGCCUAUCUUGGGGCAGAGGAGUGAAUAGGAAAAAUACGCAUAGAGGAAAAAAAAAUCCUUUGUCCCAUGCAGAGACAUGAGGGCCACUCCAUUAGGUGUACUUUAAAAGGCAACCCAGGAAACAUCUAUCAUAUUCCAAACCAGUCCAAGCACAGCUGCCUGCUUCGCUGGGAGUCAUUUCUGACACUGCAUAUAAACAACUGGUUGGUUUACACACUGUUCAAUCUCAGGACCAGAAAAUAAAGUUGCAUUGGCCAAGUUUUCUUCUGCUGUCAGAACAUUGGAAUAACUGGUUCCU